AUGAGCAAUCCGCGGCUACAGGACACAACGUCCCCCGACCAGGUGGUCGACAUUUCGGCCACUCCCCCCUGUGACGUCCACAACGGGACGAGCUACGGGUUCUCCUCCGCCGUCGGAUCCCUUAUCUCUUCGACAAUAUUGACGGCAGCGAUUAUUGCAUCCUGGUACCUGUCGAACAUCUGCGUCCUCCUCCUCAACAAGUACCUCAUCAACUUCUACAGCUUCCGCUACCCCAUCUUCCUUACAAUGCUCCACAUGAUCUCAUGCGUCGUCUACAGCUACGUCGCCAUCCACCUUCUCGAGAUAGUGGCACAUCAGAACAUCCUCUCCAGCCGCCAGUUUUUCAAGAUCCUCGCACUCUCCGCCAUCUUCUACUUCUCCAUCUGCGGCAACACCUCCCUCCACUACCUCCUCGUCUCUUUCAACCAGGCCAUCGGUGCCACCACCCCCUUUUUCACUGUCAUUUUUGUGUUCGUUAUCACGUGUAAAAAGGAGUCCACCGAGGUUUACGGUGCCCUCCUCCCAGUUGUUUUGGGAAUCGUGUUAGCCAGUAACAGCGAGCCGCUGUUUCAUCUGUUCAGUUUUUUGGUAUGCGUGGGUUCCACCGCCGGCCGAGCGUUGAAAUUGGUGGUGCAGGGGAUUUUACUCACCUCGGAUUCUGAGAAGCUCCACUCCAUGAACUUGCUCCUCUACAUGGCGCCAAUGGCGGUCUGCAUCCUCCUCCCCUUCACUCUUUACAUCAAGGGUAAUGUGGCGGCGGAGACGGUGAAGAAAGCGAGAACCGACCCCUUCAUUUUCUUCAUGUUGCUAGGGAACGCUACGGUGGCCUAUUUGGUUAACUUGACCAAUUUCUUGGUGACCAAGCACACCAACGCCCUCACACUACAGGUUCUCGGCAAUGCCAAGACGGCGGUGGCGGCAGUCAUUUCAGUGUUGAUAUUCCGGAACUCGAUCACGGUUAUGGGAAUGACGGGGUCUGUGGUGACGGUGCUUUACAGUGAGGCAAAGAAAAGGUCAAAAAUUACAGCUCAUUGGUAG
Malus domestica (apple) is the source of this 1038-nucleotide messenger RNA. The record is from RefSeq and is a predicted model, not a curated record. NCBI's taxonomy places the organism in Eukaryota, Viridiplantae, Streptophyta, Magnoliopsida, Rosales, Rosaceae.